GCUGAGGCCCUGGGCGGGCGGUGCGAAGGCUUGUUUGCCAAAGCGCGGUCCCCCCGCAGUCCGGAGCUCCCUUCUUCAGGGGAGGGGGAAAAGGGUGUAGCCCCCCUACCUAGGGUGAAUGGGCUGUCGCGUGGGCUGCUAAGGGCAGGCUGGGGAGCACGGGGGCCAGGGCCGCGACCAUGAACUCACCCGUGGACCCCGGAGCUAGGCAGGCGCUGAAGAAGAAGCCGCCCGAGCGGACGCCCGAGGACUUAAAUACUAUUUAUUCUUAUCUUCAUGGAAUGGAAAUAUUAUCAAAUCUCAGGGAACAUCAGCUUAGAUUAAUGUCUGCAAGAGCACGCUAUGAGAGAUACAGUGGCAAUCAAGUUCUUUUUUGGAGCAGUGUGAAGCCUUUGAAAGGGAUGCAUUGCCAAACUGCUCUGAGAGUGAAAUUCUCUGCAAGUUCAGAAACUAUUGCCAGAUGUUGGUAUAUCCUGCUUUCUGGAUCUGUGCUUAUGAAAGACUCCAUGGUUUUGCCUCCUUGCAGUUUUGGUAAGCAGUUUGGAGGAAAAAGAGGAUGUGAUUGUCUUGUAUUAGAGCCUUCAGAAAUGAUUGUGGUAGAGAAUUCCAAAGAUAAUGAAGAUAGUAUUCUACAAAGAGAAGUUCCUGCCAGACAGUCUCGACGAAGGUUUCGGAAAAUUAACUGUAAAGGAGAACGCCAAACUAUUACUGAUGAUGUGGACAUUAACAGCUAUCUUUCUCUUCCAGCCGAUCUUACCAAGAUGCACAUUGCAGACAACCCUCAUCCACAGGUGACUCAUGUGUCUUCUAGUCAGUCUGGUUGUAGCAUUGCCAGUGACUCUGGGAGCAGCAGUUUAUCAGAUAUCUAUCAGGCUACGGAAAGUGAGGUAGGAGAUGUAGAUUUAACACGUCUUCCAGAAGGACCUGUUGAUUCUGAAGAUGAAGAAGAGGAAGAUGAAGAGAUUGAUCGAACAGAUCCACUGCAGGGGCGAGAUCUUGUUCGAGAAUGUCUUGAAAAAGAACCUGCAGACAAAACUGAUGAUGACAUUGAACAAUUACUGGAGUUUAUGCACCAGCUUCCUGCUUUUGCAAACAUGACCAUGUCUGUAAGGAGAGAACUCUGCUCAGUGAUGAUUUUUGAAGUGGUGGAGCAGGCUGGAGCUAUUAUUCUUGAAGAUGGGCAAGAGCUUGACUCAUGGUAUGUUAUUUUAAACGGCACUGUAGAAAUUAGUCAUCCAGAUGGAAAAGUUGAAAAUCUCUUUAUGGGAAAUAGUUUUGGAAUUACACCCACUCUGGAUAAGCAGUACAUGCAUGGAGUUGUUAGGACUAAAGUAGACGAUUGUCAGUUUGUCUGCAUAGCCCAGCAGGAUUAUUGGAGAAUUUUAAAUCAUGUGGAAAAAAAUACCCAUAAAGUUGAGGAAGAGGGAGAAAUUGUUAUGGUACAUGAGCACCGUGAACUAGAUCGCAGUGGAACCAGGAAAGGACACAUUGUAAUCAAGGCAACACCUGAGCGUCUCAUCAUGCAUUUAAUAGAAGAGCAUUCCAUUGUGGACCCAACUUAUAUAGAAGAUUUCCUAUUAACUUACAGAACAUUUCUUGAAAGUCCUUUGGAUGUUGGGACCAAACUAUUGGAAUGGUUUAAAAUUGACAGCUUAAGGGAUAAGGUAACACGGAUUGUAUUAUUAUGGGUAAAUAAUCAUUUUAAUGAUUUUGAAGGUGAUCCUGCUAUGACUCGAUUUCUGGAGGAAUUUGAAAAAAAUCUGGAAGAUACAAAAAUGAAUGGUCAUCUCCGGUUAUUGAAUAUUGCCUGUGCUGCGAAGGCUAAGUGGAGACAGGUUGUACUGCAAAAGGCUUCCCGGGAGUCCCCUCUGCAUUUCAGCCUAAAUGGAGGAAGUGAGAAGGCAUUUGGUAUUUUUGUUGAAGGAGUAGAACCUGGUAGCAAAGCUGCUGAUGCAGGACUGAAACGUGGUGAUCAGAUAAUGGAAGUAAAUGGACAAAACUUUGAGAAUAUAACGUUUGUGAAGGCCCUUGAAAUUUUGAGGAAUAAUACUCAUCUUGCACUUACUGUAAAGACCAACAUUUUUGUGUUCAAAGAGUUGCUUACUAGGACCGAACAAGAGAAAUCUGGUGUUCCUCAUAUUCCCAAAAUUGCUGAAAAAAAAAGUAAUCGCCACUCAAUCCAGGAUGUACCAGGAGAUAUUGAACAGACAUCACAGGAGAAAGGAAACAAGAAAAUAAAAGCAAAUACUGUUUCAGGUGGAAGAAACAAAAUCAGGAAAAUUUUGGAUAAAACACGAUUUAGUAUCUUGCCUCCAAAACUGUUUAGUGAUGUAGGCCUGAGCCAGUCACAGGACGACAGCAUUGUGGGAACGAGACACUGUAGGCACAGUUUGGCCAUAAUGCCUAUCCCUGGAACACUCUCAUCCAGCAGCCCUGAUCUCCUGCAGCCUACCACCAGCAUGUUGGAUUUUUCUAAUCCCUCAGAUAUUCCUGAUCAAGUUAUAAGAGUUUUCAAAGCAGAUCAACAGAGUUGCUACAUUAUCAUCUGUAAAGACACUACAGCUAAAGAAGUUGUUUGUCAAGCUAUUCAUGAAUUUGGUUUGACUGGUGCAUCUGACACAUAUUCUCUCUGUGAAGUUUCUGUUACUCCUGAGGGUGUCAUAAAACAGAGAAGACUUCCGGACCAAUUCUCCAAAUUAGCUGAUAGAAUUCAGCUCAAUGGAAGGUAUUAUUUAAAAAAUAACAUGGAAACAGAAACCCUGUGUUCGGAUGAAGAUGCUCAAGAACUAAUUAAGGAAAGCCAACUAUCCAUGCUGCAGCUCAGUACUAUUGAGGUGGCCACUCAGCUGUCAAUGAGGGACUUUGAUUUAUUUCGUAAUAUUGAGCCUACUGAAUAUAUUGAUGACCUUUUUAAGUUAGAUUCAAAAACAGGAAAUACUCACUUGAAAGAAUUUGAAGAUAUUGUAAACCAAGAGACAUUCUGGGUGGCCUCAGAGAUUUUAACUGAAUCAAAUCAGCUCAAACGAAUGAAGAUUAUUAAACAUUUUAUUAAAAUUGCACUUCAUUGUCGAGAAUGUAAGAACUUCAAUUCCAUGUUUGCAAUAAUAAGUGGCUUGAACCUGGCAUCUGUAGCACGACUCAGAGGUACUUGGGAAAAGUUACCAAGCAAGUAUGAGAAACACCUCCAAGAUCUACAAGACCUUUUUGAUCCAUCUAGAAACAUGGCAAAAUAUAGAAAUAUUCUUAGUAGUCAAAGCAUGCAGCCUCCAAUUAUUCCACUCUUCCCCGUUGUCAAGAAAGAUAUGACUUUUCUACAUGAAGGAAAUGAUUCCAAAGUAGAUGGUUUAGUAAAUUUUGAGAAGCUCAGAAUGAUUGCCAAGGAAAUUCGUCAAGUUGUUCGAAUGACUUCUGCUAACAUGGACCCAGCUAUGAUGUUCCGACAGAGGAAGAAGAGGUGGCGGAGUCUGGGGUCACUGAGUCAAGGCAGCACAAAUUCAAACAUGCUGGAUGUUCAGGGAGGUGCUCACAAAAAAAAGGCACGCCGUAGCUCUCUGCUUAAUGCUAAGAAGCUGUACGAAGAUGCCCAAAUGGCAAGGAAAGUGAAGCAAUAUCUUUCCAGUCUGGAUGUAGAAACAGAUGAGGAGAAGUUCCAGAUGAUGUCAUUGCAAUGGGAGCCUGCAUAUGGCACCUUGACCAAGAAUCUAAGUGAGAAAAGAUCAGUCAAGUCAUCAGAAAUGUCUCCAGUGCCUGUGAGGUCAGCUGGCCAAGCAGCUAAAGCCCAUUUGCAUCAGCCCCACAGAGUGAGCCAGGUGCUUCAGGUACCAGCUGUAAAUUUGCACCCCAUCAGGAAGAAGGGACAAGCAAAAGACCCUGCCACACUGAGUACAAGUUUACCUCAGAAAGUUUUAGGAACAACUGAAGAAAUAAGUGGUAAGAAACAUACAGAAGACACUAUUUCUAUGGCAUCAUCCUUACAUUCUAGUCCUCCUGCGUCUCCUCAAGGUUCCCCUCGCAAAGGUUAUACACUUAUACCAUCAGCUAAAUCUGACAACUUGUCUGACUCCAGCCAUAGUGAGAUUUCUUCACGGUCCAGCAUUGUGAGCAAUUGCUCUGUUGACUCCAUGUCUGCAGCUCUACAGGAUGAACGGUGUUCCUCCCAGGCUGUGGCAGUCCCUGAAUCCACUGGAGCAUUUGAAAAGACAGAGCACUCCUCAGGGAUAGGAGACCAUAGUCAGCCUGGCCCUGGGUGGACACUCUCAAAGCCAUCACUAAUCAAGAAUUUAGCUGUCUCAUCUUCUAUGAGCAAUGACGAGAUUUCUCACGAGCAUAUCAUUAUAGAAGCAGCUGAUAGUGGUCGUGGAAGUUGGACUUCCUGUUCAAGCAGCUCCCAUGACAACUUCCAAAGCCUUCCAAACCCAAAAGGCUGGGAUUUUUUGAACUCUUAUCGACAUACCCAUUUGGAUGGUCCCAUAGCUGAAGUUGAACCCACUGACUGUGAGCCCUGUACCUGUCCUAAAGGCUGCUCUCGAACUUGUGGUCAGUGUAAAGGAAGCCUAGAGACUAAUCAGAUGAGGCAGAGUUGGGCUUCUUCUAGUUCUCUGUCUGAUACAUACGAACCAAACUAUGGGACAGUUAAACGGAGAGUGUUGGAGAGCACCCCAGCUGAGUCAGCUGAAGGCUUGGACCACAAGGACGGCAUCGACCCCGUUUAUAAAACUGUUACUUCGAGUACAGAAAAGGGCUUGAUUGUGUACUGUGUCACCUCACCCAGGAAGGAGGAUAGGUAUAGGGAGCCACCUCCCACUCCUCCAGGAUACAUGGGGAUUUCUUUAGCAGACCUAAAGGAAGGACCCCACCUACACCUAAAACCUCCAGAUUAUAGUGUGGCAGUGCAGAGGUCAAAGAUGAUGCAUAACAGCCUCUCUAGACUGCCACCAGCUUCUCUCAGUAGCAACCCUGUGGCCUGUGUUCCAUCGAAGAUCAUAACUCAGCCUCAGAGGCAUAAUUUGCAGCCAUCCCAUCCUAAACUAGCAGAUGUGACUGACGCAGAUAGCGAAGCAGAUGAAAAUGAACAGGUUUCAGCAGUGUAGCCUUUGGAUUGACCUGAUUGAAGUCUACUGAAAGUCACGGAGGAAGGAGUGGGCAGAACCAACUCACAAUUCUGCAGGCCGUUGCCAACAAAUAGCUCGCUGCUCCUGCUGCUAGCCCAGAGGUUUUAUUCCCUGUACUCUGAGCAAUGAGAUAGCCCUGAAUCAUGCUUCCUUUCAUUUAAUCCCUGCAGAUGCAUAGUUUCCUCAGCUAUGGAUGUUGUGCCUGGAUACCAGUCUUCGCUUUGCAUACCAGACCUGCCUUGGGACCACAGUUACUAGAACAAAUUCAAACUCGAGUCCUCCCCAUAUAUAUCACUAUAGAUUUUCCUUUAACAUGUUAUUUUUAAGAUAGUAGUAGUGGUAGUAUUUUCAAGCCAUAGCUUGGGUUAACAGACAAAUUCAGAAUGUCUGCCAAUACCAAGGAUAUUUUUAUGUAUUUGAAAAGUAACUUAUUAUUUGAAGUUUUGUGGUUUUGUUUGUAUUUGGGAGCUCUUGUUAAUUGAUGUUCAUGUUUGAGGCCAUAAAACUGUCUCUGAUCUGACCAAACUGAAGCCAUCUUUACAGGAUGAUAUGUUUGAUCUAUACAGAGAUGUAACCAUCUAUAGCACCAACGAAAUGUAGGGUCUCAGUUUGAGUGGAACAGGAAUCCCUUUGCUGUUGAGGUGUUAGGAAGGAGAAUACUGCCAUCUGCUGGUCAGGAUUUGGAAGGCCAAAUGAAGCUACCACAGGGUCUUAGCAGUCUCUUGGGAAAAGGAAGGGGUAUGAUGGGGUGUGUAGCAACUCUAAUUUCCAAAGAAUGAAAUGUUUAUCUUACAUAACAUGUAUACCAGUUCUUUCUGAAGUGAAAGUCAUUCUCUGUCUAACUGUAGCUAUAAGUAUAAAUGCAGUAAAUAGAGAAUGAGUUCUAGACAGUUCUACUCUGUAGAAACCCAUACCUAAAAUUUUUCACAACUCAAAUAUGGAGUUUUUUUAAAGGACAUGUUAUCUUUGGCGGUAUAGUCAUGAAGAUCAAUUUAGCUUUAUGAGGUGUUCUGCGGCACCCACCACCCAACCCCCAUCUCACAGCACAAGGCUGUUUUUAAUCUUCAUAAACCCUGCAGCUCCCAGUUGGCUGCAGGUAAAGCUCAUUAGCACACCAAGGUCUAUAAUUGGUUGAAAAUUUUGUGGGGGAAAGAGGAGCUAGAAUUAUGGAAAUGAUUAUUUCUCGGUUUUCACUUUAGGCCUUGAGAGGAAGGAGAUAUAUAUAUUUAACAGCCUGUUGGGCGUGGCACUCUUAAGUAUUUAGUUAAAAUUUCAGUGACUGUUCACUGGAUGAGGUAGACUUUCCGCAUUUAAAAAAGAUUAAGUAUUGGGCUUCCCUGGUGGCGCAGUGGUUGAGAAUCUGCCUGCUAAUGCAGGGGACACGGGUUCGAGCCCUGGUCUGGGAAGAUCCCACAUGCCGCGGAGCAACUAGGCCCGUGAGCCACAACUACUGAGCCUGCGCGUCUGGAGCCUGUGCUCCGCAACAAGAGAGGCCGCGAUAGUGAGAGGCCCGCGCACCGCGAUGAAGAGUGGCCCCCGCUUGCCACAACUAGAGAAAGCCUUCGCACAGAAACGAAGACCCAACACAGCCAAAAAUAAAUAAAUUAAUUAAUCAAUUAAAAAAAAAAAAAAAAAAAAGAUUAAGUAUGAUGUUUUUCUACAUCUUAAGUUUAAAUUUUUUCAUUUGUUUUUUAGUGUAAAGGCAAGUGAAAGGUUAAUAAACUUCUGUGACUACCAAAAAAAAAAAAGCCAAAGCCAUUAAUGUGUACUACCCAGAUCAACUUGGAGCCAAAAAUAGGUUUACUUCUGAAUGGUUAUCCAUAUGUGAAUUUAUAGGAUUUCGUUGGCUUACUACUUCCUUUUGAAAAGUUUGUUCUCAUUUUUUCCUAGCUUUCUCUUCCUUCUCUCUAUCAUCCUCCUAUUUCCUUCAUUUUAAAAUCGUAAAUCAGUUCCAACUGGUAAAUGGCAGUAGUCCAUCUUUUCUAUCAAAAUGAUAAUUUCUUCAUUUUAGGAAAAAUAACAUGUCUGAAAAAUUCCCAUGGGCAAAAAACUGUAAAUACGAAACUUAAGCCUUAGAAAUUAACCCCAGGUAUGUUAGAAUGAGGCUAGUUGGCUUCAUAGCUUUCUUGGCCCAUUGAAAUGGAAAGUAACCUGGAUCAAAAAUCCUGGUUUGAAAGUCACAUUGUAAAGGUUUGAUCUAUAAACAGUGGUCCUGUGAUCAUAAAGUUUUCUUUCACUGAUUUACACAAUAUUAUUUUCAUGUCCAGAGCAAAACAAAGUGAAAGAUAUUUUUGCUACAACCAUCUUUUUAUCCAGUUUGGGUAUUUAUUCUCACCAUUUUUUAUCCACUCCCCAGAAAAAUGUGCUGUUUGCACAGUAUCUGUUUUUUUAGCAGGUCUUUCAAACCAGAUGGGAGCCUUCUCCAUCAUCGUCCUCAAUGUUGUGGAUAAUAUCUUGCACAGAGAGUCAGAGGCUUGUGGUUUUGGACUUGCACCUUGUAGCUGCCUUUGUUUCCUGUAGCUUGAAAUGUGAGUGUUUGGAUCAGCUGAUCACAUUGAUCAAGAACUAAAGCCAAAUGCUUUCUAGUUUGAUAUGUAUUUAUCCCUUAAAAUAUCGUGGCGUUUUGAUCUUUAUAUUCUAAUUUACGGUACAUUCCUGCCUUCUCUUAAUUUGUCACGCGACUAGAACAAGAGACGCCUUAACCUAUACUUGCUCCAAUUCAAAAUGCCCAUUUGUUUUUAUUUUAUAAAUUUAUAAGUAUACUGAAGAGAUCUGUGCCCUUGUUGUACCACAACUCUGAAUCUGCCAGGGCUAUUGAAGCAGUAAAUCCUCACUGCAAACUUUUGCCAAAUAAUAAGUUUCAACAAAAAAAAUCUCUGCAUAAUGAAAGAUUUGGAGAAUUAGUAAAUCCAAUAUAUACUUCCAUAAAGGUUUAUUGUAAUUUAAUAGAGUCUUACUUUCUCCAAAUGGUUACUUGCAGUAUGAUAUUUGGGGAGAAAAAGCCUUUAAAUGGUUUUUCUUGAGGGUGAUGUCGCAUUGUCAUCAUCUGCAUAACCACUUUGAGAAUCUCUCCUAGGCUUGAAAUGUGACAGUAAUCAUGGAGAUAUCCAAGAACAAUUCUAAUUUUUACAAAGUGUUUUCUCCCCUUUAAAAAGAAGGGGAGAAAGAGUUUCCUUGUAUAUUUAAGACUCUGAUUAUUAUUCUGAUACAUACAUUUCUAAAAAAUGUGAUAUUAAAGUAGAUGUAUCCCUUUAGUAUUACCGUAAAUGCGAUAUAGCAAAGGGAUAAAUCUUCAAAAAAGUGUCACAGUACAUUUUCAAAUUUAAACUUGAACCCCAGUUCAUCUUUAAUUUCUGUUGUGCUUUUUUAAGGCUUCUUUACUUUUGAUACACAGAAUACAGUUGUACUUAACCUUUUAAAAUUGAAACGUGAGCUGAUCAGCAAAGGACAAAAACAAAACUGCACAGUCAUAAUAAUCAAAUAGCAAUUAUACUGCACAAUUCAGUGAUUGUAAAGUGUCCUGUAACAAGCAAUGUUUGUCUCCUAUUUUUUGAUACCUCUUAAACUUAUGUCUUUUAGAAAGACAGUGCCUCUGUAUGCUUUUUGUAUUUUUAUUGAGUGUAAAUAUUUGUUAUAUUUUUGGUUAAGAGAAUGUAAAAGUACCAUUUAUUAUUAUCAUAUCUACUAAUACAUUGGUGGAAUCAAUAAA
Messenger RNA from Balaenoptera ricei (Rice's whale), 8820 nucleotides. It is a transcript of the gene RAPGEF6, whose product is annotated as Rap guanine nucleotide exchange factor 6. Gene Ontology annotation, biological process: small GTPase-mediated signal transduction; positive regulation of ERK1 and ERK2 cascade. Lineage: Eukaryota; Metazoa; Chordata; Mammalia; Artiodactyla; Balaenopteridae. The record is from RefSeq and is a predicted model, not a curated record. The coding region runs from base 180 to 5090 and encodes 1636 amino acids. The transcript has 31 exons. Gene Ontology annotation, molecular function: protein binding; guanyl-nucleotide exchange factor activity.